Mesorhabditis spiculigera is the source of this 1486-nucleotide messenger RNA. Lineage: Eukaryota; Metazoa; Nematoda; Chromadorea; Rhabditida; Rhabditidae. The record is from the annotation of a GenBank genome assembly.
GUACCUGAAAAUCAUCGUUUGUGAUGAGGAGCUGUAUGGAGAGUGUGCGGUUACGGUCAGACAGCAGAUCUGGCUCAAAAAUGGAGAUUUAUUCACGCAAACCGUUGCCCCUGUUCUCGCGCAGUAUAUCGUUGCCAAACGGAAUUUGGAAUGCAACAUUGACCCGUCGACCACCAACUUUUUCAACGCGGAAACGACAAAGACCCGGCGGCAACAGCCCCAGGUGCAAGAAUUGACGCAAAUGAUCGGGGAGCACGAGCAGCUGUACGAAAAAGUGAUGGAGAUCAUCAAGGCGAGGUACGCGGAAACCGGCAAUGCCCAUUUCUGCUCGUUAAAAAUGGAGCUGCUGAUGGCGGCCCACGACGCGAACAUCGAGACGUCAACGCGGAUUGACCCGGGCUACGAGCUGGCGAAAUGCCUGGACGCCUGCGUGCGCGAACGGCAUAUGGACAACAAUUUGGCAACCAGGUUGAGAAGUGCGCUGGAAAAGAAAUUGGAGCCUGAGGAAUUGGCGGAUGUGGCGAUGGUGGCCUGGGACACGCACGUGGUCCAUUUUCUCUGCUCCAUCAUUGUCAAGCUUCUCCGGGAUUCCUCAGCGCUGCCGCGCGACUCGCAGAGUAUGCAGCUGCUCAUCAAAGUAUUGGCCCUGGGCGCUAAUAGUCAUAAAAUCGUCUCCUCGCCCGAGACAAUUCCCAGCAACCUGAUCGACGCGAUAUUUUUCACGAAAUUCCUGCCAACACUGGGGAAAAUGGUCGUGGAGGACGUGAUGCGGAUUGAAAUCGCCAAGGGGACAAUGGACGUCAGCGAGGAGUUCAGCCACAGCACCCUCCUCAGCGAGGCCCCAGACGUGGCAAUGACUUUUGUGAAGGCCGAUAUGUGCGCCUCGCUGCUGUGGCUUCACCAGAUGAUCGAAAUGUUUCCGAAUAAGAAGAGAGGCGUCGAUAUGAGGGGAUUUUUACGAUACGCUCGGCAUAUGCACGAAUUGAGGGGAAAGUUAGCAGUGCACGGGCCGUGGGGCCAUUUCCUGAUCCACCGUAUGAUAUCGGCCGCCAUUUCCGAGGGGAUACUUGCCGAUGACGCCUGCUUCCGCAUCUUGAUCGAUCGGCUGCUAAUCGAGAACUUAAAGGAAGAACCCAACGUGAAAUACCAUCUUCUGCGUAUCGUCUACCAAUUACACGGCCAAUUGGGCAUGCAGAAAUCGAGCGAGCUGAUGGAGCAGAUUUCCCCGGAGAAUCUCGGCGAGCUACCGGAAGCCGAUAAGGAAAAAUACGAAAAGGACUACAACAAAACCAUUGAGCGCAUCACGCCAAAGCCGGAAGAAGAAGCACCGCCCCAGCCGAUGCCCCAGAUGACCCCAGCCCAUCCGAUGAUGGGGCCGCCCACUGCGCAGAAAAUCGGCCCAAAAAUGCACCCGUCGAUGACGCCCGGGCCGCGGCAAUUCGCUACCCCAGGCCCAACACGCCCACAAUUCAUGACGCCACGACAU